UGACGCGCCGCGCGGACCCGGCUCGCUUCUUGUCUGAAGACGCCAAGAUGGCGGCGAGCAAUUACUACGGAUUCACGCAUGGUGCCGGCCCGCAGUACAGCACACAGCCUGUUACUGCCUACUCCCACCCGACAGCGGCGAGCUAUGCAGUCCAGCCGGCUCCCGGCAUGGCCCAUGCAGUGACCGCCUCGUACGCCCCUGCGGCGGCCCAGUCUGCCAGACCAGUGGCAUCCGGCGCCUACCAGGGCUACCAAACCCAUACGGGGGCAGAGUAUGUGUAUGGAGCCCGUCAGCCGGAAGCCACGCCGCCGCCGCCACCACAGCCCACAACAGCACAGCAGACGUACCAGGUCUAUACAGCAACGGAUAAUUAUAGCUAUGGAAGGGCUACAGCUGCCAGUAAUUAUGAGAAUAAGCAGUACUAUCUGGCAGCAGCAACCCAGGUGCAGCACACGCCUACAGAAGCGUACUACCAGUCAGGUGUGAAAGGGGGUUACAGUCAGGCCAGCAGUGGCUACAGCCAGCCUCCUCCUCAGAGACCGGUCACAGCUUUAAAGCCCAUUGCCCCAGCCAGCGCCGUUUCAACCAGCUAUAAUAUCUACCCCGUGUCCACCAGCGUACAGCAGUCUCCAGCCCCAACCUCCAUCUCCUACGCUCCCAGCUCUUCCUACAGCUCCACCGUCCCAACCUCCUACUCUGGCUCUAGCUAUUCUAGCUACAACACCAGUGGCUACACAUCCACCCCCUCCUAUUACCAGCCUGCUCAACAGCAGCACCAGCACCAGCAGGCUCCCCCACAGCAGCACACGCAACCACAGCCCCCAAAACAGCCUACCAACGCCACCUGGAGCAAUGCAGGAAGCAACGUCAUCACCACGCCCACUCUCACAGGCAACACCUAUAAGAAACCCAUCUUCCAGAACAAGAUGCAGAAGCCCAAGGGUCCACCCAAACAGCCACAGCUCCACUACUGUGAUAUCUGCAAGAUCAGCUGUGCUGGCCCACAGACCUACCGUGAGCAUUUAGAGGGCCAGAAGCACAAGAAGAAAGAGGCAGCCCUCAAGUCUGGGAACCAGGCGAACAAUGGGCCACGCGGUGUGCAGACACAGCUCCGAUGUGAGCUCUGUGACGUGUCCUGCACUGGCGCAGACGCCUAUGCAGCGCACAUCCGGGGAGCCAAGCACCAAAAGGUUGUGAAGCUGCACACCAAGCUGGGGAAGCCCAUUCCCUCCACUGAGCCUGUGAUGGUAAACUCUGCCCCAGUUGCCACCACGACCACGGCCAGUAAACCAGCUCCCUCCACCACCUCCCACACUGUGGCCCCGCCCAAACCCACCGCCGUCACGACCAGCAAUGCCACCAAACCCCCGGCCACCGCCAAGAAGCCCGUCACCCCUAAGAUCACCUUUGUUGGUGCUAACAAGCCUGCAGCCGUUGUGACAAAGGUGGUGCCAGUGAAGCCACCGGCACCAGUUACUGAGUUGCACAGCGAUCUCGAGGACGAUGGGGAUGGCUGUGGGGGGCAGGGGGAUGUGCAGCCCGUUGGACACGACUACGUGGAGGAGGUGCGUAAUGAUGAAGGCAAAGUGAUCCGGUUCCACUGCAAGCUGUGUGAAUGCAGCUUCAACGACCCCAAUGCUAAGGACAUGCAUCUCAAGGGGCGCCGCCACAGGCUGCAGUACAAGAAGAAGGUGAACCCUGAGCUGCCGGUGGAGAUCAAGCCCAGUAACCGGGCCCGCAAGCUUCAAGAUGGCAAGAUGAGGAAGCAGAAGCAGAAGGCGGUUCUGAAGAGGCGGAGGGACGAUGAGCAGCACUGGCACAUGGAGAUGGGCAGGCGCUAUGAAGAGGAGAUGUACUGGAGGCGGAUUGAGGAAGAGCAGCUAUACUGGGGGGAGCGAAGGAUGGCACCCCCUCCCCCUUUAAUGGGGCGACCCGGCAUGCCGGUCCCCCCUCUUCUGCUCUUCUCCUCCAAGCCCACCCGGCGCCCAGACUCAUCCGACGACCGUCACAUCAUGGUGAAGCACUCGACUAUCUACCCCGUGGAGGAGGAGCUGCAGGCAGUGCAGAACAUAGUCUCGCACGCAGAGCGUGCGCUCAAACUCGUCUCCGACUCCCUGCUAGAGAAAGAAGACGACCCCGACAGGAGCAAAACAGACUGCCGUGUGCUAAAGGGCGUGAUGCGUGUCGGGAUCCUUGCUAAGGGUCUGCUGCUUCACGGGGACAGAAACGUGGAACUCAUUCUGCUGUCGGCUAAGAAGCCCACUGUGUCCUUGCUGCAGAAGAUAGCAGAGCUGCUGCCUAAACAGCUGCGGACGUUUUCGGAGGAACAAUAUGAGGUGGUGGCUCGUCCCGAGGAGGCCAGCAUCGUGAUUUGUUCAAGCAAGGAACCUCAAAUGCAGGUCACCAUCUCUCUCACGUCGCCACUGAUGAGGGAGGACAGUGCCACUGAGAAGGACGAAAAGGCAGGAGACAAGGCGGCUGAGAAAGGAACUCCAGCAUCUGAGCCUGAUCCUCCGGACGUCCUGAACAAACGGAAGUGCCUGGAUUCCCUCGCUGCCCUCCGUCACGCCAAGUGGUUUCAGGCUCGGGCGAACGGCUUGCAGUCCUGUGUGAUCAUUAUUCGUGUACUUCGGGACUUGUGCCAGCGUGUGCCUACCUGGGGCUGUCUGCCUGACUGGGCAAUGGAGCUGCUGGUUGAGAAGGCAAUUAGCAGCACGUCUGCACCCCUCAGCCCAGGUGAAGCCAUGCGCAGAGUUUUAGAAUGUCUAGCCACCGGGAUUCUACUACAAGGCGGCCCUGGGCUGCUGGACCCCUGCGAAAAAGACCAAACAGACGCUCUGGAAAGUAUGACCAGCCAGUCGAGGGAUGACAUAACGGCCAGUGCUCAGCACGCUUUAAGAUUGCUGGCUUUCCGGCAGAUUCACAAAGCCCUGGGGAUGGACUCUCUGCCGACGCUCAAAGCCCGCGCCAGCGCCCGGAAACGAAGACUUGACACCAGCGAAACAGCCGAGGGGGAAGAGGAGGAGAAGAAAGACAAAAAGGAAGAUGCAGACGAUGCCUAACCACUGUCCUAGCAACAACCGCUUGAAACAAAGAAGUUCACACAACUUUCAUUUUUAUAUAUAAAAAAUAAAUUAGACCUAUGGCAAUUUUUAGUGGGGAGGUGGUAGAGGGGGUGACAUGGAAUUAGGAGAAAAGACCCUCCCACCUAAACUCCCUCCUUGAACGUAUGGUAGAUUUAUUUUAAAAUUGUGCUUUAAAUUGGUUUAAAAAAUAUAUGCUGCGUUAUUCCAUUAAGACUUUUCCCUGGCAACUAUACCCUCACCUCUCCCAAACACUAAUAAACCAUCUUUAAAGUUUCAGAGGUUAAAAUCCAAGGCAUAUUUUUCCUCCGUAAAUCAGAAACCUCACUAGUAAAAGGCCAGUUUGUUUUUACCGGUUUACAAUUGAGCAAAUAUUUGAGAUUUGUAAUUUAUUUUUAAUUUUUGAACUUGCAAAGCUGUGGGUGCUGAAGGAGGCUGAGUGGAUGAUGUGUUAGCAGCUUGGUGUAGCACAAGGCUUUUACCCUAACCUAGCUG
Polyodon spathula (Mississippi paddlefish) is the source of this 3578-nucleotide messenger RNA. Its product is annotated as zinc finger RNA-binding protein-like. Gene Ontology annotation, molecular function: zinc ion binding; double-stranded RNA binding; single-stranded RNA binding. The record is from RefSeq and is a predicted model, not a curated record. The transcript is spliced from 19 exons. The coding region runs from base 48 to 3062 and encodes 1004 amino acids. NCBI's taxonomy places the organism in Eukaryota, Metazoa, Chordata, Actinopteri, Acipenseriformes, Polyodontidae. Gene Ontology annotation, cellular component: precatalytic spliceosome.